UCUCCCUGCGUCUCUGUUUAAAGGUUUCUGGUAUGUUUUUGUUAGUUUUUCCAGUUUAGGUUAUCUUAGUGUAGCCAGGUGGAAGGUCAGUAUUAUGGGACAUGCCACUGGAUGGCGCUGUUUCUUUUGGGGUACCUCUGAGAGCGCAAGAGAUGAUGAUGGGGAUCUACAGAGACAUUCACGGAAGUGCUAGCUUGCAUUGGUGUAAUGUGGGUGUGCAAUGCCCACAAUGUAAUCACGACGGUUUUUCGCUGCGUGAUCUGUUUGAAACGCAAAGUGUGGAACAGUUAAAGCACCAGAAGUGUCUGCAACCGACUUCAACCAUUCAUCUCAGAGGGAUCUGUAUUCCGUUUUUCUACUGGAUUAAUGCACUUAUGCGUUGGGUGGAUGAGACAGGAAGUGUGCUGUGGGACAGAGAUGUGAAGAACACUGGACACACGUGUGUUUCUCUUCUGACUGUGAAGCUUCAGAGUGGCAACAAGAAAAGAUACACCUGCCAGUUUGAAGAUAACAAUACUGUGAAGAUAGAAGCUCACUACACACCUGUCCUCAUAGGUACCCCAGAUCGGUCUCCUCUGAACUACAUCACGUGGGCUCUUUGCUUUGUAGGACUCACAGUGAUGAUUGUAAUCACGGUUCUUGUGAUCAGACACAAAGGAAGGAAAAACCAACCUGAAGACACGAAUGUACAUUAUGUUGGUGACCGUGAUGAUGACACAGUGAACUAUGAAAAUUGGGGGUCAGUGAAACCAAACACGUCUUGUAUCUAACACCUGGAAAUGAUGUCAUUAUGCCCUGUGACAAUGUGCCUGAUACAUGCUCCAUGGUUAUCUGGGCUUACAGCAAACAUGAGUCUCAGACAAUAAAUAUGGUUCAUAAUGGAAUUGUUGAGAAGAACUCAGCUCAAGCUGACAGACUGAGUCUGCACAGUAACUGUUCACUGAGUAUUAACAACAUCACUGCAGAGGAUGCCGGUCAAUACUUCUGUCGGCCUGAGGGGAACGCUGAUCAGGACACAACUGUGGACCUAAAUAUUUUGACCAUUUCAGCAUUUCCAUCAGACACUGAUCCAAAGGACGAUGGAAACGUCACGUUAGAGUGCUCUCUGUUUAGAUACUAUCCCUCUCCUUGUAAAGAAAACAGUAUGCGUUGGGUGGAUGAGACAGGAAGUGUGCUGUGGGACAGAGAUGUCAAGAACACUGGACACACGUGUGUUUCUCUUCUGACUGUGAAGCUUCAGAGUGGCAACAAGAAAAGAUACACCUGCCAGUUUGAAGAUAACAAUACUGUGAAGAUAGAAGCUCACUACACACCUGUCCUCAUAGAUUCCACCCCAAACAAGGCUUUCAUCAUCAUUGGUGCUGUGAUGCUGGUGCUGGUGGUUGCCGUCAUCGCUGCUGUUUUCAUCAAAUACAGGAGGCGUGCUAAAGUGACAGAGGACAUUCAAAAACCCACCCAACCCAAACAUAAUGAGGAAAUACUUCAAGGAGUCUUGGGCCAGCUGAUCUCGGAUGAGCCAGAGAGCAGCAUCACCUAUGCUACUAUUGACCACACUGAUCAAAAUGCCUCACUGAGGAAAACUGUUAAAAAGGAGGAAGCGGUGACUUAUUCUGCAGUGAAGACAAAGGUAGAAAGUGACCCCAGCGGCUUCUACAGUAUCAUCAACACGGAUGUGAAGAAAUCCAAACUCAUGACAGAAUGGGUGGCGGAAUGGUGCAGAAUGGCUCUUUGGAAAUUAUUUCUGGUUUUUGUGCUUCGGUUUGAAGCAGGAAUCAGUGGUGAACCAUACUUUCUCUAUCACAGACCAGGAAAUUAUGUCAUUUUGCCCUGUGACAAGGCGCCUGAUACGUGCUCCAUGGUUACCUGGUUUUACAACAGAGAGCCAUCUCAGACAACACAGGUGGUUUAUCAUGGAGAUGUUAAGAACUCAACCCAAGCUGCCAGACUAAGUCUUCACAGUGACUGCUCUCUGUGCAUCAACAACAUCACUACUGAGGAUGCUGGUGUUUACAACUGUCGGCCUGAGGGGACCACUGGCCAGGACACAACUGUCUAUCUAAAUAUUUUGACUAUUUCAGCAUCUCCAUCAAACCCCGACCUACAGAUGAAUGGAAACAUCACAUUAAAGUGCUCUUUGUUCAGACUCAGUAGCCUCCCUUGUGACGAGAUAAGCAUCCGCUGGGUGGAUGACACAGGAACUGUGCUGCUUAAUAAAGUCAGAUACACUGGACGCACAUGCAUUUCACUUCUAACAGUGAAGCUUCACAGUGACCACAACAAACGAUACACCUGCCAGAUUGUUGAGGAAAACAAUGUGAAGAUGGAAACUCACUACACACCAGUCUUCAUAGACUUUAGAGAGUCCAUGGACCAGUCUCCGCUGAGCUAUGCCAUGUGGCAUCUUCGCAUGGCAGCACUGAUCCUAAUGAUUGUCAUCACUAUUUUAGUCAUCAGAUACACAGGAAACAGAAAGCUUCUUGAAGAGAGCAACGUCCAUUAUGUUGGUGACUGCGAUGAUGGCACAGUGAUCUAUGAAAAUGUGGCAAGUCUGGCUGACUCUGAACUGCAUUGA
Maylandia zebra (zebra mbuna) is the source of this 2572-nucleotide messenger RNA. The record is from RefSeq and is a predicted model, not a curated record. Lineage: Eukaryota; Metazoa; Chordata; Actinopteri; Cichliformes; Cichlidae.